Penicillium macrosclerotiorum is the source of this 5508-nucleotide messenger RNA. RefSeq names its product GTPase-activating protein IML1 (gene iml1). Gene Ontology annotation, biological process: positive regulation of autophagy; negative regulation of TORC1 signaling; intracellular signal transduction. The coding region runs from base 1 to 5508 and encodes 1835 amino acids. The transcript has a single exon. Lineage: Eukaryota; Fungi; Ascomycota; Eurotiomycetes; Eurotiales; Aspergillaceae. Gene Ontology annotation, molecular function: GTPase activator activity. The record is from RefSeq and is a predicted model, not a curated record. Gene Ontology annotation, cellular component: GATOR1 complex.
AUGUCUCUCCGGGGGCCUGUACGGCAGUCUCACCUUAGGCAGGUAAGUGCUGCCAGCUUGGAGACCAUUUCAACGGUCCGCUCGGUCGAGGCGUCGCAUCGUGAACAUGGCCCCACGCCAGACGACCGAGUUGUUCGGCUCUCGUCCGCCAGCUUGACCCGCCGUCAGUGCACCCUUUGGGUCCACGAUGAAAUGUUCGCGCGAGAGGAGAUUCUUCUCAACCAAUCGGCAUUUGGCGAAUCUGGAAUCCACGUUGGCGAUGUGGUGGAGAUCCUUCCCGUCAGGGCAUCUGGCAACCCAGUCCACUCCACCCUCAAGCCCGAGGCAGGUGUGAAGGCAGUCCGGGAAGGCCAUGGAGAUGCGAAUCCAAAUUCGCAAUCGGACAGCACAUCUAAGUUCAAAACACCGCUUCAAAGUCGAUGCUUAUUCGUGGUGAAACCCUUGCCACAAGACAUCAAAGCUCGCCAUCCCCAGUUAGAGAUCUCCGUGACAAACAGCGUCGCCAAUAUCUUUGGCUUCAAAAACAGAACUCAAGUCCUGGUUGCACUUGUAGAUCGCGAGCAAUGUGCUGCUUCCCAUGUGGACAUUGCAUUUCGCGAUCAGUUCAUGGUUCGUUCGGACAUGUGGAGGCUGGUCAUGUCGGAGCUUGCAAAUAAAAUCAUCUAUAAAGGACAGAAGAUCAUGUUCAUGGGCAGUAUCAAAGCAACCAUUAAAAAUAUCUUCAUUCGAGAGAAGAAGGUUCUAUCAGGCUAUUUCUCACCGCGUACCAUCCCUGUCUUCCGCAGCGAGUCAGCCAAGUAUGUCCUUUUCAUUCAGAUGUCAAGAGAGAUGUGGGACUUUGACUCUGAAGGAUCCGGUGAUAUCCUCUUCAGCCGAGUGAUCAAUGGCUUUUUACCGGAGCUUUUCAAACGCUGGCUUAAUUCAGACGCCAAGCACUUGGUCACCAUUGUACUUUUCACACGAGUCGAAUACGAUGCAUCAUCUAAUCCAAGCUUGUCCAAGCUCAAUACUGGCCAUCUCAGAAGCCAGUCUGCUCCGAAUAAUGUGCCAACCCGUGAUUUUUACCGGGUUGUGGUCAAUGAUAUGGCGAGCGGCCACUGGACUACUAUUCUCGACGAACUGAAGAAGAACUUCCGCACAUUCCUAAGGGAUGUGUCGAUCUUGAAAAACGACGAUCUAGAUGUUGCCGCUGGGACUGGCGUCAGAGUUCCGGGCAAACCGCAUACUGCAACGAUCGCUGGACGUCCCAGCACUGCUCUACGAGGUAAUAUUCUCGAAGCCAUUCAUCUUGCCUCGGCUCAUCUAGCGUAUGAUCACAUCGAUCGCGAUAUGGUCCACACGGGUACUUCGAUUAUUGUAAUUACCCCGGGGAGUGGCGUAUUUGAAGUAUCCUACGAGUCACUCGCUUCCACGACAGAGGCCUUGGCGAAUCGUGGGAUAGCCAUAGAUCUUGUGUGUCUAAGCCCUAUGCCUCUCCAUUCAGUGCCACUAUUCAAAUAUCGUGCCCCUGUUGAAAGACAGACGAGCGCCCUUUCUCCAACACCUGAAACACCCCAGGGUAACAUGUCACCUGAGAUACAUCCCUCGAUCUCGAGCCUUGUGAGCAGAUCAUCUUAUCUUUCUCCCGGAUCAUACCUCUCUGCGAGUCGGAUGCGAGAACGCGGCGGAACUCGGCCAGGUGAUUGGAGCUACGGUAUUCCUCAUUGGCUGGAUAUUUCCUAUUGGAACCCUGAAACGUACCGUGAAGCUCGACGUAUUCUCAAGAAUGACCCCAAUGCACCUAUUUCGUUCACUGUUACUCGUCCAUCGAAAGCUUUCAUUCCACGAGUCCGAAUGUAUGAGAUUCAAAUGAUGGGAGUAAUGGAAAGCGAACAGUCAAAUAUCUCUAUUCCCUAUCUUUUGGAGAGCCGCGAUAUCAGAAAAUUCCAUGGCAGCUGGGCUGGGCCCAGUUCGAACAAUCGCGGCCCAACAAGAUCCCGCUUUAUGCAACCGUCGUCUUUGAAGGUCCAGUAUAGCGAAAGUCUCCGACCAGAGCCAUUUCUGGAGAACGUUGCGGAUCCUAGUGAAAUACACACAAGGGGCAUGCCGAAGUCCCGAAAAGCUACCAUGGCGUGGAUGGAUCAGUAUGAUGAAAACAUUUUUUCGGCUACCCCUAAACGACGCCAAGGCCAGAAAUCGAGAACCAAGCGUCUCAGUGAGCCUGAGAUCCAGGGAGCAAAUGCACAUGAGCGGAUAUCUGCGCGAUCUAUCACGCAGAUUCGUGAACAUCAAACGAGCGCAAAUGAAAAUAAUCCAACUAUACGGGUCGGUCCACGGAGAAUAGACCCAUCAAACACGACUUCGCCGCAAAGCCCUCCUCCAAAGAGCCCCUCUCCGAAGAAGCCAGCAUUGAAGCCGGUGGCGGUGUCCCGGACAUCACGGAUAUCUCGAACAAUUAGCUUUGCGCUCCGUGGUCUAAGUGCCACUCCACCCAGAGCCCAAGCAAGCACAGGGGUCCAUGUAGAACAUGCAAAUGCGCAACUCAUGCCAAACCAAAGAGUGUUGGGCAGCACGUUCUCAGAUACGAAGAGCAUUGCCUCUUUGAGUCCUUCAGAAACCGCUUCUAUACCAACGGUCAUUGAUGCAUCCUCAAGGCCAUCGACGCCCCCGACUGUCACAGAGGAAAGUCGACCCACCCCGUCUAAGCCGAUUUCCAUCAAGGCGCCCGUGAAGAAGUCAGCAGAUGAUGCAGGACAACCGGAGCGAACAGAAACACAGGGAUCUCUUUCCACGUCGGUAGUAGAGGCCCCGUUCAACGAUGACAGCCGCGAGAAAAUAUCAAGUCGGUCACAAGACCAUAAGAUCGAGAUCACUGUCAAUAAUAGCUCGCGUGAUCUCUCAGCCAAAGGCUCCCCGGGUAAAGGGUUGUCUCCUUGGGUACGGUCUAUAAAUCCCUGCAAUACUCCUAAAGAUGUGCUACGCAACACCAGCUGGUUUGGUCGUUGGCAGCAUGCAUAUCCUCGUCCUCCGCACGUGGCGGUGGUCAAGUGGAAAAGCCUGAAAUCCCCCGCAGUAUUGCCGUUGACUACGGAAGAAUUCCCCACGGCAGCUGAGCUUGCUUCUGACUACUUGCAAACGCCAUACCGAGUCUUCCCGAACGAUGAUGCAGAUGGCAUUGAGGCGCCCAAGACGCGAGGCAUACUCUUGCGGGAAAUGAUCUCCCUUCGCCUGUCUCAUGGCUUUCAAAUAAUCAUCGGCAAAACUGUAGCAGAUGUUUCAGCCCAACCUGCUCUCGAAUUUUUAAAUGUGUUUGACACUCGAGGUUUGGAACGAGAUGGAGCUACAGUGUUUUUGUCGAAGGGCAAUGCUAUUCAUCGUCUCAUCUGUAUUGACGGUGGAGAGAUUGAGGUGACCCGAUUCACACAUCAAAAUUCUGCGAUGCUUACUUCCCCAAAGAAGGCGAACUUCACACUGUACCAACCGGCAAUGAGAACGAUUCUACGCAAGGAAUAUGAACUGAAGGAUUUCAAGCUAGAUCCCACCUCUGAGGAAUAUAACUGGAACUAUGCGGACAAUUACGUGGCUGGCCACCGGGACUACCUUCACAACCCAGCGCAGCAGUUGCAUUUCUGGCGAGUUCGUUACGUGUUAAUUCCGAUGCAAUUACAUCCCAAUUCGCGACGCCAUCUUCAGCCAUUUAAUGAAGACAAUGAGGAGGAAAUUCACUUGCUUGGCAUCAGCCAGCUGACCCAUAUCUGGCAGCGACACAAGUACGUGUCGCCUGAGGAAAAACGAUUUGAGACAUCUACAAAAAAGACCGAUGCAAACCCGCUCAAUAUCAUGUAUCAGACGCGAAAUCCAUCCGAGGUUGUCGCGGCGGAGCUUGAUCGUGUACUACUUACUGAUCCGGGUCUGGACAACCCCCCAGCUCAACUUUUACCCGAAUCGGAGCUGUUCGAGAGAUCUAGUAUCAAUCUAUCUACAUUGACACAAGCCAUUCAGGGUGAUAAAGGGGUGAGAAUGAUGGAUCGACGGUGGCAUUGGAGACUCCAUUAUAACUGUUUCAUUGGGUUCGAAUUCACGACCUGGCUGCUUCAAAGUUUCCGCGACAUUGAUACUCGAGAGGAAGCGGUUGAGUUUGGUAAUGAACUGAUGAAACACGGGCUCUUUCAACACGUCGAGAAAAGACACAAUUUCCGCGAUGGCAACUACUUCUACCAAAUUAGUGCUGAUUAUCGUGUUACACGCCCGGAAUCUCGAGGCAGCUGGUUCCCUCAGCUUCGCGGAGACAAAUCAGUGCCCUCAACACCUGCAAUUGGGACCGUGAAAGACUCGCCCUCUAGCUCCCAUACUCGGUCUAAUAGCUCUGACGAGCGUACGCCGGUCACACCAAAUACACCAUCCAAGACCAAAAACAAAGUCGCUAUUAUGUUGUCUAAAUCACUGAAGUAUGAUGUGGAUAAUCGGAAACGGUCGAAUCGACCCGAAGUAAUUGAUCUCCACUACGAUCGGCUACAUAAUCCAGAAAAUUGCUUUCACAUCGAACUCAGUUGGAUGAACACCACUCCCAAGUUGAUUGAAGAUACAGUGAUCUCAUGGGCCUCGACUGCAGAGAAGUUUGGACUCAAGUUGGUGCAAGUGCCAAUUGCUGAAGGUUGUGCCAUCGACAGGACACAACCUUUCCGGAAACCUUAUCGGGUCAAAUUGAAGACCCCGCCUCCUAAAGGGCCAGUUCAUACGUUCUUCAAUAAUGCAUCAUUUGCCCAACCCGGUCCUCCGGACAGUCUCUACUACCAGAAAGCCCUUCUGCGCAAAUUUGACUUUGUGCUAGACUUUGAAGCUAGCACUGCAUUCCCAGCCGAUGUGGAGGUCUCAUUUUCCUGGGGCAGGCCCGACUACAAAUAUCCGCAGUUCAUUCACCGAAGCGGUAGCCUCAUUGCCCAAAUCACAGACGAAGGUGAUUUCUUGCUCCUCGCUAACCGACUUGUCAGCACUCGCAGCGCUGCCAGUCGAGACGCGGGCCGCUUUGAGCACCAUAACCGAGCAGAAUACCGAGGUCGCGCAGCUACAUUCGAUCCUCUUGACCGUCUCUCGCCACGCCUGUCACCGCUCACGCGACCUCUGCAUGAAAUCGGCAGUCCGCUACCACAGCCUGGACUGAAGGACAUUGAUUCUGCAAACCUCUACCGGGCACCGGAGCACAUUCUCUAUGCCCUACAGGAGUUUUGCGAGGAUGCCGCGCAGCUGGAUCAAUUCUAUAGCGAGUCGCACAUCCGUCCAGCUUCGACCAAGGUCGAGCCAGCCACAGCAAAUCUCAUGGAUACAUCCAUUCCGUCGCUUGAGCUUCCUGCCAGUGUUGUCAGCCAUCAUAUCUCUCCUCCUCCCGGCUUGCCGUCCCGUGUUAUUCCAGCGUCUCGCGACCCGCGUGACGGGCUAAAGUCGCCGGAAGUUUUGCGAGCUCGGGCUCGGGGAGAAAGUCUGAGCUAUAAGGGCAGUCCCCGAAGCGGCAGCUUACGGCCACUCAUGUAA